AUGACAGUUUUAUCGAAACUUUGUUGGAAAGACGUAUCAAGGAUCAAUGUGAUCCUCACUAAGGAUCAAAACACAAAUUCAACCUCAAUCGACCCUCCUCGAGCUUUAGAGGACGGAUCACAAUGGGGCCGACCAGCUUUGCCUCCAAUAGACCCAAGCUCACAGUCUAUCAUAUUCCAGCAAAUCGACAUCGAUGAACAAUCACAGAGUAACAUACCUCAGUUACGAAUCUUUGGGAUCACCGAACAAGGACACUCCGUAUUAGCUCAUGUUCAAGAUUUCUUACCCUAUCUAUGGGUUCCCGCUCCAAAGGAUUGGCAAAAUUCGGAUUGCAAGGAUCUUACAGCUGCACUGAACUCAUCUCUCUCUAUGGGCACCAAACCCGUCCAUAGUGUCACAGUAGCUCAUAAAUUGUCUCUAUGGGGAUACACGGGCGACACUAAAUCUCCCUUUCUCAAGAUAUCACUGACCGAUUUUAAACAUAUGGGUCGUGUCAGAAGAACAUGCACCACAGCUUUACUAACAUUUUGUUCCCGCGAACUCUUCGAAAUAGGUGCCUUCGAACGAGGGGAGGUUAACUUUCGUGAUAAAUUUCAACCUUGUACGACCUUUGAAAGUAACAUCUCAUAUACUUUGCGCUUCAUGAUUGAUAAAAAGAUCACGGGGAUGAACUGGAUUGAGAUUCCCGCUGGUACAUACCAAUUGCGAUCUCCGGGCAAACAGGCAUCCAAAUGUCAAAUCGAACUGGAUACUUCAUCAGACACCAUUAUAUCACACGCACCAGAGGGUGAAUGGUCAAAGAUGGCUCCUUUUAGAGUUCUGAGUUACGAUAUUGAGUGUGCAGGUAGGAAGGGAAUCUUUCCCGAAGCCAAAAUCGAUCCAGUCAUUCAAAUUGCUAACUUAGUGACAUGUCAUGGUUCAAGUACCCCUUUCAUCAGGAAUGUUUUCACCCUUGACACAUGUGCACAUAUUGUGGGAAGUCAAGUGAUAGAAUUCAAGAAGGAAGAAGACAUGUUGGCAAAAUGGCAGCUUUUUGUAGAGGAGUGUGACCCGGAUCUGGUCAUUGGGUACAACACGACUAAUUUCGAUAUGCCAUAUCUGCUUGACCGUGCAAAAGCCUUGAAAGUGAACACCUUUCCCCAACUAGGACGAAUGAAAAACAUUCAGACUGUAGUCAAAGAUACACAUUUCUCUUCUAAAGCUUAUGGAACUCGUGACUCUAAAGAGACUCACUUGGAUGGACGACUUCAAUUAGAUCUUUUACAAGUCAUGCAAAGAGAUUAUAAACUACGGAGUUAUACGCUCAAUGCAGUCUGUGCUCAAUUUUUAGGGGAACAGAAAGAAGACGUUCAUCAUACGAUGAUUACAGAGCUUCAAAAUGGCAACUCCGAGUCUCGACGUCGGUUGGCUGUCUACUGUCUCAAGGAUGCGUACCUUCCACAACGAUUGAUGGACAAGCUCAUGUGCUUUGUCAAUUACACCGAGAUGGCUCGUGUAACAGGCGUACCCUUCAAUUACCUCUUAUCCAGAGGACAACAAAUCAAAGUCGUCUCUCAGCUUUAUCGUCGUGCGGGUGAAUUUUCUUACAUCGUCCCCGCGAUGAAAUAUGAAGGAUCCGAUGAUCAAUUUGAUGGUGCAAUUGUAAUGGACCCUAUUCGAGGUUAUUACGAUGUUCCGAUCGCUACUCUUGAUUUCGCAUCACUUUAUCCUUCGAUCAUGAUGGCCCAUAAUCUUUGUUAUACUACUUUGACUGAUGCGAAGACAGCCAAACAACUUGGCCUUGUAGAGAAUGAAGAUUACAUAAUCACUCCCAAUGGCGAUUAUUUUGUGAAGACUUCUAAACGAAAAGGAUUACUGGCGAUUGUUUUAGAAGAUCUUUUAUCAGCUCGAAAACGUGCAAGAGCAGAACUUAAACUAGAGACUGAUCCAUUCAAGAAAGCUGUGCUCGAUGGUCGUCAAUUAGCAUUGAAAGUUAGUGCAAAUUCGGUAUAUGGUUUCACAGGAGCUACUGUUGGAAAAUUACCUUGUUUGCCUAUUCCAAUGAGUGUGACGGCUUUUGGAAGAGAGAUGAUUAAAACUACAAAGGCGGAAGUUGAAGCUACUUACACCAAAGCAAAUGGAUAUGAACACGAUGCACAAGUAAUUUAUGGAGAUACUGAUUCUGUGAUGGUUCGAUUUGGUUGCAAGGAUCUUGCAACAUCCAUGAGAUUAGGUGCUGAAGCGGCUGAUUUAGUCAGCACGAAAUUUGUUAAACCUAUCAAACUCGAAUUUGAAAAAGUCUACUUUCCUUAUCUUUUAAUUAGUAAAAAAAGAUAUGCUGGAUUGUAUUGGACAAAACCAGAAAAACAUGAUAAGAUGGACGCUAAAGGUAUUGAGACAGUUCGUAGGGAUAAUUGUAGAUUAGUUCAAACUGUUAUUGAAACUUGUUUAAAGAAGAUGUUAAUUGAUCGUGACGUUCAAGGUGCAGAAGAUUAUACAAAACAAGUCAUUGCUGAUUUACUUCAGAAUAAAGUUGAUUUAUCUCAGUUAGUGAUCACCAAAGCGUUAGCAAAAUCAGAUUAUGCUGCUAAACAGGCUCAUGUCGAAUUGGCGAAACGUAUGAAGAAACGUGAUGCGGGUAGUGCACCAGCGCUGGGAGAUCGAGUCGCUUAUGUCAUCAUCAAGGGCCCCAAAGAUGCAAGGGCGUAUGAGAAAUCAGAAGAUCCGCUGUAUGUGUUAGAGAACAAUUUACCAAUUGAUACCAAGUAUUACCUUGAGAAUCAAUUAUCAAAACCUCUAAUGCGAAUCUUCGAGCCAAUUCUAGGAGAGAAAGCUUCAUCCCUACUGGCGGGUGAUCAUACUAGGAUUGUGACGAUUGCAACACCAACGCAAGGAGGAUUAAUGGGAUUUGUCAAACGUACUGAAACUUGUUUAGGAUGUAGAACACCUUUACCAAAGAGUACAGGAAAGGGGAUGAAUACGGCUGUCUGUAAAAACUGUAGACCUAAAACGGCUGAAUUGUAUACUAAACAAAUGGCACUUACUCAAGGAUUUGAGACCGCUUAUUCUAGAUUAUGGACCCAAUGUCAGAGAUGUCAAGGAUCAUUACAUCAAGAUGUGAUUUGUACAGCGAAAGAUUGUCCAAUCUUUUAUAUGAGAAAGAAAAGUCAAAAAGAUGCUGCUGAUAGUCAUUCAGUUUUACAAAGAUUUGAAGGAUCUUGGUAA
This is a messenger RNA of Melampsora larici-populina 98AG31, 3204 nucleotides long. RefSeq lists its product as uncharacterized. Gene Ontology annotation, molecular function: DNA-directed DNA polymerase activity; nucleotide binding; 3'-5'-DNA exonuclease activity. The record is from RefSeq and is a predicted model, not a curated record. Gene Ontology annotation, biological process: DNA replication proofreading; nucleotide-excision repair, DNA gap filling; DNA-templated DNA replication. Gene Ontology annotation, cellular component: delta DNA polymerase complex. The transcript has 20 exons. Bases 1 to 3204 code for a protein of 1067 amino acids. Lineage: Eukaryota; Fungi; Basidiomycota; Pucciniomycetes; Pucciniales; Melampsoraceae.